UUUUAUAGGCCAUCAUAGAUGUUCAAACUCCUUUAACAGUAUGUCCUAUUAUUGCUGAGUUUCAAAGAGUGAUUGAGGAUGUGUGAGUAGAUCAAAAAGUUUAUCCUUCUAUGAUAGGAAACAUAUUUUGGGAAAUGUAUAAAAUGAAACCCAGCCAGAUGCGUUUACUGGUGAUUUUUCUAAACUGCAAGUUGUAUAAACCUGUGGGUCUGAUUCUCCCUCUGUCUUGUGUAGGUAUGGCAUCACAGCUGCAGGUGUUUUCCCCCCCAUCAGUGUCGUCGAGUGCCUUCUGCAGUGCGAAGAAACUGAAAAUAGAGCCCUCUGGCUGGGAUGUUUCUGGACAGAGCAGCAACGACAAAUAUUAUACCCACAGCAAGACCCUCCCAGCCACACAAGGGCAAGCCAACUCGUCUCACCAGGUAGCAAAUUUCAACAUCCCUGCUUAUGACCAGGGCCUUCUCCUCCCAGCCCCUGCCGUGGAGCACAUUGUUGUAACAGCCGCUGACAGCUCAGCCAGUGCUGCUACAUCCACCUUCCAAAGCAGCCAGACCCUGACUCACAGGAGCAACGUUUCUUUGCUUGAGCCAUAUCAAAAAUGUGGACUGAAAAGAAAAAGUGAGGAAGUCGACAGCAACGGUAGCGUGCAGAUCAUAGAAGAACAUCCCCCUCUCAUGCUGCAAAACAGGACUGUGGUGGGUGCUGCUGCCACGACCACCACUGUGACCACGAAGAGUAGCAGUUCCAGCGGAGAAGGGGAUUACCAGCUGGUCCAGCAUGAGAUCCUUUGCUCUAUGACCAACAGCUACGAAGUCCUGGAGUUCCUAGGCCGGGGAACAUUUGGACAGGUGGCCAAGUGCUGGAAGCGGAGCACCAAGGAAAUUGUGGCCAUUAAAAUCUUGAAGAACCACCCCUCCUAUGCCAGACAGGGACAGAUUGAAGUCAGCAUCCUCUCCCGCCUAAGCAGUGAGAAUGCUGAUGAGUAUAAUUUUGUCCGUUCUUACGAGUGCUUUCAGCAUAAGAAUCACACCUGCCUUGUGUUUGAGAUGCUGGAGCAGAACUUAUAUGAUUUUCUAAAGCAGAACAAGUUUAGCCCACUGCCACUCAAGUACAUCAGACCAAUCUUGCAGCAGGUGGCCACCGCCCUGAUGAAGCUCAAGAGCCUUGGUCUGAUUCAUGCUGACCUUAAGCCAGAAAAUAUAAUGCUGGUCGAUCCAGUGCGCCAACCCUACCGAGUGAAGGUCAUUGACUUUGGUUCUGCUAGUCACGUUUCCAAGGCUGUGUGCUCAACCUACUUACAGUCACGUUACUACAGAGCCCCUGAAAUCAUUCUUGGAUUACCAUUUUGUGAAGCUAUUGACAUGUGGUCACUGGGCUGUGUGAUAGCUGAGCUGUUCCUGGGGUGGCCUCUUUACCCCGGUGCUUCGGAGUAUGAUCAGAUUCGUUACAUUUCACAAACACAAGGUCUGCCAGCUGAGUAUCUUCUCAGUGCCGGGACCAAAACAACCAGGUUUUUCAACAGAGAUCCUAAUUUGGGGUACCCACUGUGGAGGCUUAAGACACCCGAAGAACAUGAAUUGGAGACUGGAAUCAAAUCAAAAGAAGCUCGAAAGUACAUUUUUAAUUGUUUAGAUGACAUGGCUCAGGUGAAUAUGUCCACAGACUUAGAAGGAACAGACAUGUUGGCAGAGAAGGCGGAUCGAAGAGAAUACAUUGAUCUGUUAAAAAAAAUGCUAACAAUUGAUGCAGAUAAGAGAAUUACUCCUCUGAAAACUCUGAACCAUCAGUUUGUAACGAUGACUCACCUUCUGGAUUUCCCACAUAGCAAUCAUGUUAAGUCUUGUUUCCAGAACAUGGAGAUCUGCAAGCGGAGGGUUCACAUGUAUGAUACAGUGAGUCAGAUCAAGAGUCCCUUCACGACGCACGUUGCCCCAAAUACAAGCACAAACCUAACGAUGAGCUUCAGCAACCAGCUGAAUACAGUGCACAAUCAGGCCAGUGUGUUAGCGUCCAGUUCUACUGCAGCAGCUGCUACCCUUUCUCUGGCUAAUUCAGACGUCUCACUGCUGAACUACCAGUCGGCUUUGUACCCAUCAUCUGCAGCACCAGUUCCUGGAGUCGCCCAGCAGGGCGUUUCCUUGCAGCCGGGAACCACCCAGAUUUGCACUCAGACAGAUCCAUUCCAACAAACCUUUAUAGUAUGUCCACCUGCUUUUCAAACUGGACUGCAGGCAACAGCAAAGCAUUCUGGAUUCCCUGUGAGGAUGGAUAACGCUGUGCCCAUUGUCCCCCAGGCGCCCGCUGCUCAGCCUCUGCAGAUACAGUCGGGGGUUCUCACGCAGGGAAGCUGUACACCACUAAUGGUCGCAACUCUCCACCCUCAAGUAGCCACCAUCACACCACAGUACGCGGUACCCUUUACUCUGAGCUGCGCAGCCGGCCGGCCGGCGCUGGUUGAACAGACCGCUGCUGUACUGCAGGCUUGGCCCGGAGGAACCCAACAAAUUCUCCUGCCUUCAACUUGGCAACAGUUGCCUGGGGUAGCUCUGCACAACUCUGUCCAGCCCACGGCAGUGAUUCCAGAGGCCAUGGGCAGUGGCCAGCAGCUCGCAGACUGGAGGAAUGCCCACUCGCACGGCAGCCAGUACAGCACUGUCAUGCAGCCGCCGUCCCUGCUCACCAGCCACGUGACACUGGCCACUGCGCAGCCCCUGAAUGUCGGUGUUGCCCAUGUUGUCAGACAACAACAGUCCAGUUCCCUGCCUUCAAAGAAGAACAAGCAGUCUGCUCCAGUCUCUUCUAAGUCGUCUCUGGAUGUUCUGCCUUCUCAAGUCUAUUCUCUGGUUGGGAGCAGCCCCCUCCGCAGCACGUCUUCCUACAAUUCCCUGGUCCCUGUCCAAGAUCAGCAUCAGCCAAUCAUCAUUCCAGAUACUCCCAGCCCUCCUGUGAGUGUCAUCACCAUCCGCAGUGACACCGAUGAGGAAGAGGACAACAAGUACAAGCCUGACAGCUCUGGCCUGAAGGCAAGGUCCAAUGUCAUCAGCUACGUCACUGUCAAUGACUCUCCGGACUCCGACUCUUCCCUGAGCAGCCCAUAUUCCACUGAGACCCUGAGUGCUCUCCGGGGCAAUAGCGGGCCCCUUCUGGAGGGGCCCAGCAGAGGCGUGGGGGACAGUUCGGGCACCCGCACCAUCAUUGUACCUCCACUGAAAACUCAGCUUGGCGACUGCACUGUAGCGACUCAGGCCUCGGGUCUCCUGAGCACCAAGACCAAGCCAGUGGCCUCGGUGAGUGGACAGUCAUCUGGAUGCUGUCUCACCCCCACCGGGUAUCGAGCACAGCGUGGGGGGACCAGCGCAGCACAGCCACUCAACCUCAGCCAGAACCAGCAGUCAUCGUCAGCUCCAACCUCGCAGGAGAGAAGCAGCAACCCUGCCCCCCGCAGGCAGCAGGCGUUUGUGGCCCCGCUCUCCCAAGCCCCCUACGCCUUCCAGCAUGGCAGCCCAAUACACUCGACGGGGCACCCACACCUGGCCCCAGCCCCUGCCCACUUGCCAAGCCAGCCUCACCUGUAUACGUAUGCCGCCCCCACCUCUGCUGCUGCCCUGGGCUCCACCAGCUCCAUUGCUCAUCUCUUCUCCCCCCAGGGCUCCUCCAGGCAUGCUGCAGCCUAUACCACCCACCCCAGCACUCUGGUGCACCAGGUCCCUGUCAGUGUGGGGCCCAGCCUCCUCACCUCUGCCAGUGUGGCCCCUGCUCAGUACCAACACCAGUUUGCCACCCAGUCCUACAUUGGGUCGUCCCGAGGCUCAGCAAUUUACACUGGAUACCCACUGAGUCCUACCAAGAUCAGUCAGUAUUCCUACUUGUAGUUGGUGAGCUUGAGGCAGGAGGGGCCGUGGCUGCCCUUCUUGGCCCUGAGUUCUCCAGAAUGGGCUAUGAUGAGCUCCUCCCUUACUCUCCUUGAAACUCCUUAGCCAGCCACUUGCUCUGCAGGGGCCCGCUGGCGUAGAAGGUUUUUCUCUGGGGAACCUGUCUCAGUGUUGACUGCAUUGUUGUAGUCUCCCAAGUCCACCCUGUUUUUAAUUCUUUAUUUCUGUGACAGCAGUCUUGGUAUUUGGAAGAGUUCAGAUGCCCAUCCUCUGCAGUUACCAAGGAAGAGAGAUCACUCUGAAGUUACCCUUUGAAAAAUAUUUUCUCUUUCUGACUUUAUUUCUAUAAAUACUUUUAAAACAAGUGAAGCCCCUUGUUAUUUAACUUGGUUUUAUUGUAGUUGCUGGUCAGAGGAAAAGUGCUGAUAGAAGGACUUGAAAUUGGUAGUAAGUGAGAAAAGAGCAAUCAUUACUUUUUGCUUGUUUAAAAACCAAGAUUUAAUUGCUUAUUUUAAGAGCAGCUCUCACAAGUCCUUAUUUUACUAUCAGGCACUUUUCCUCAGAAUUUUACUUUUGUUUAUGAGAUAUUUAAACUUACAGUGUUUUAAUUUUGUUUUUAUGUCACAUUAUACCUAAUGGGCAAUCGUUAUUUUUGCAAAGCUGGUUGUGUACUGCUCUGUAUUGCUGUUGGGAUUCUCUCAGUUACUCUGUGUUUAUUACAAAGUAGUGUUAAAAAGGCAGCUCACCAUUUGCUGGCAACCUAGUGCGAGAAUCCAUACCUGCCAUAAGAACACAAAACACCAGGCAUUCUUUUUAAAGAAGCACCAUACGUUCUUUUAAGAUUAUUUUCUGAAAAGUCCUUCUCUGAUUCAGCUUAAAUUUUAUUAUGGAAAAGCCAUGAAGGUGGUUGUUAUUGUAUGGUGGUGGUGGUUUUAUUAUAUGCAAAAUCUCUUUGUAUUAUGCUAUACUGGCAUUGAUGAGCUUUGCCUAAAGAUUAGUAUGAAUUUUCAAUAAUACACCUCUUUUUCUCCUCGCCUCCCCUCUCCCUUCUGUUCUCUGUGAUUUAUUUGGGGGGAAAGCUAAAGAAUCUGAAACCAGAUCAGAACAUUGUGUAUAGCUUUUAUACUUUAGAGUAGCUUCCUUUGUAUGCCAGCAGCAAAUUGAAUGCUCUCUUAUUAAGACUUAUACAAUAAGUGCAUGUAGGAAUUGCAAAAAAUAUUUUAAAAAUUUAUUACUGAAUUUAAAAAUAUUUUAGAAGUUUUGUAAUGGUGGUGUUUUAAUAUUUUGCAUAAUUAAAUAUGUACAUAUUGAUUAGAAAAAUAUAACAAGCAAUUUUUCCUGCUAACCCAAGAUGUUAUUUGUAAUCAGAUGUGUAGUGAUUACACUUGAAUUGUGCAUUUAGUGUGUAUCUGAUCCUCCAGUGUUACCCCGGAGAUGGGAUUGGUGUCUCCAUUGUAUUUAAACCAAAAUGAACUGAUACUUGUCGGAAUGUAUGUGACCUAAUUGCAGUUCUGUUAGAGCAUAUUACUGUAGUGCUGAGAGCGCGGGGCGCCUGCGAGGAGAGGAGACCCUUGGAGUUGUUUUGCACAGGUGUGUCUGGCGAGGAGUUCCGUGUGUCCCCUUCUCCCCUCUCCUCCCUUAUUGUAGUGCCUUAUAUGAUGCUGUAGUGGUUAUAGAGUUUACAGUGAGCUUGCCUUAGGACGGACCAGCAAGCCCCCGUGGACCCUAAGCUGUUCACUGGGAUUCAUCAGAACAGGAUUAGUAGCCGUGUUGUGUAAAUGCGUGGUUCUCACUUUCCCUGCCGACACCGAAAAAUAAAAACAGCAGCUUUCCCCCUUUGCUGCCACCCCGCCCCCUUCCAUUUCGGCGUCUCAGCCGAGCUCUCACGGAGGCCUCUUCCCCGCGGCUCACUGUGCUGCCUGCUGCUGCGAGCACCCGGGAAGCGGGAGAGGAGUCGAGCCAGUAUUUAACAUGCAGUUUUUUCUUUUUUAAAAAGUAUGUGCAAUCACUUUGAGAAUGAGAUUUUUUUCCUUUUCCCAUGUGGCAGUCCUUCCUGCAGAUAGUUGACAUUCCUAGUAAAAUAUUUGCUUGUUGUAAAAACACAUAACAGAUGUGUUUAUACCAAAGAGCCUGUUGUAUUGCUUACCAUGUCCCCAUACUACGAGGAGUUUGUGAUGCCACUAGUGGCAGGGAACUCACAGAAAGGUUGCUUAGCCAGUGAACAAUACCAAGAAGGAACCAGAGCCUGUUGAGUCACUGGGCUUUUGAGGUUUGUUUUUAACAACUUGCAUGUUCUGGGGGCCCUUCAAACUGUGAAAUUGUCCUUGUACUCUCGGCUCCUGCAUGGAUCUGGGUCAAGUAGAGGGUACUGCGGAUGGUGAUGUUCCUGCCGUAAGAGAUUUUGGGGAGGAAGGUUAACCCUGAGAUGCAGAAGUGUUCCAUCUGAACUGAAAACGACAUAGUGGAGGGAUACGUCUAGGACUGGUUCUUUGUGGAGAGGGUGUCAAGGAGGUGCAGGAUGGAGAUGGGAGAUUUCAUGGAGCCCGGGCAGCGGCUCUGCCCCGGGUCAAACACCGAGGAGCUGUCAAGGUAUUUGGAGUUUUUUCUUUGCAAGGAGUAAAGGCUCCCAGGAUGGGGCAAGUGGGUCAGUGCAGCCUUCCAGGAACAUGUCGGCGUUUUCUGUAUAUUUUUAAAUUAUAUUGAGUUGUGUUUCAGCACUGUACUGGUCAAGAUACCCAAGCAGUUAGUAUAGUUUCUGUCACUGGUGUGUUAUAGUGUUCUGGUCAGUGCGUGUGGUCUUUGUGUCUCCUUUUUGCCAAGCACAUUCUGAUUUUCUUGCUCAAAGGCAGAUCUGGUUUCUAAUGGAAGCAUUUUUUGUUCCUUUUCUUUCCUCUACAAGGGGUAGCAAUUGUUUUUUGUAAGAAACGAGAUGCAGGAAAAACAACCAGAAAACACUCUGCUCCUGCCCCCAGUCCAGUAGGUAGAUGCCAUUUAAGAUGCAGGGAAAAGACAGUACCAAGAGCUUGUAUUGUUACCUUAGUCACCUUAUUAGCAUUGUGUGGCUUUAAGGAUUUUAGAGAUUUUCGGUCUUAGUCUGUAAAUUGGCAUUUCGGAUUUACCAAGGUAAAAACCCACCUGUGUCUGCUGAAUGUGUAUGUGCUCAAUGUGGCUUUCGAUUCUGUCCCUGGGGCUUGCCGUCCCUGGCCCUGACAGGAUGGGGGAUGCCCGUGAAUUUAGUGAGCAGCUGGCCUGGAUCAUAGUGGCCUGGCCUCAGACCAGGUUAAGGCUUCGAGCCCUCUCAGGAGUUGCAUUUCCAGCUUCUCCCCUUUAGGUUGAAAGAGGCUGUGGGUAAGGGUUAAGUACAGCUGCUCUAGGCUUACGUUCAUCAGGACACUCCCGAGUUUUUAAUAGCUCCCAAGAGGUCAGUGCUCGGCUAAAAUACCAGCCCCGGGAACAAGAACUCCAUUUCAGACAGUCUGGCCAUCCAUCAUCCUCCAGCAAGGGGCUAUAACCCUGACUGCCCGGGCAGGCAAGCACAGCCCUGUGUGUUUUAUGCAGCAUUAUUAUGCAAAAACCCACUGGUUAGGAUGGUCUGUUUUAAGUUAGGAAAUGAAAUUGCCUCCCAGCAACAGGAAUGGCCCAAGCCUGCUUCCUCUUUUGAUUUUGUUUUUAUCUGAUGGAUGGUGCAGCAUGUCUACUUGGUUGUUUGUUGCUAAACUUUAUAUAAUGUGUGGUUUUGAUUCAGCUUGAAAAAUAAUCUCACUACAUGUAGCAGUACAUUAUAUGUACAUUAUAUGUAAUGUUAGUAUUUCUGCUUUGAAUCCUCGAUAUUGCAAUGGAAUUCCAACUUUAUUCAGUGUAUUUGAUAUGCUAGUUAUUGUGUGCGAUUUAAACUUCUUUUGCUUUCUCCCUUUUCUGGUUGUGCGCUUCCUUUUACAACAAGCCUCUAGCAACAGUUUCUGAGAAUUACUGAGCUAUGUUUGUAAUGCAGAUGUACUUAGGGAGUAUGUAAAAUAAUCAUUUUAACGAAAUAAAUAGAUAUUUAAAAUUUAAUACUAACUAUGGGAAAAGGGUCCAUUGUGUAAAACAUAGUUUAUCUUUGGAUUCAAUGUUUGUCUUUGGUUUUACAAAGUAGCUUGUAUUUUCAGUAUUUUCUACAUAAUAUGGUAAAAUGUAGAGCAAUUGCGAUGCAUCAAUAAAAUGGGUAAAUUUUCUGAUU
Molecule: messenger RNA, 8088 nt
Organism: Miniopterus natalensis
Lineage: Eukaryota; Metazoa; Chordata; Mammalia; Chiroptera; Miniopteridae
Source: RefSeq, a predicted model, not a curated record